Messenger RNA from Peronospora matthiolae, 450 nucleotides. Lineage: Eukaryota; Oomycota; Peronosporomycetes; Peronosporales; Peronosporaceae. The record is from the annotation of a GenBank genome assembly.
AUGAAACAGUGUGUCAUGCAUCUGGAUCGGGCGAAGUUCAAGCGCAAUUCUUGCAAGGUAGUGGCAAUUAUCUGUCUCGCGAUAGAGGAUUCGCAGAUUUUGCUGGUCCGGCUGGCGAGUAAAGCGCGUGAUGCAGGGUCGCGGCUGGAAGGACACUUCGGAAAGAAGAGCCUCGCAUUCAAACUCUUUCUUUGUCGAAGUUUCCUUACGGCCAAGAUGGAAGAAGGCAACGAUAUAUUGGAACAUUUCAAAAAAAUCAAGACACUGGCGGAGCAGCUGGACACAGUGGGCGAUCCGGUCAGUGAGAACGACUUGGCAGUUACGCUCCUCGUAAGCAUCAGCGAGUCUAACGGAUUCUUUAUCACAGAGUUGAAUUCAAGAGCCUACUCGCUGUCGUGGGAGCUCAUCACGUCUCGACUGCUGCAUGAAGAUCUCAAGCGCAAGGAAUAA